This is a messenger RNA of Lycium ferocissimum, 1336 nucleotides long. RefSeq names its product synaptotagmin-5-like. Gene Ontology annotation, cellular component: endoplasmic reticulum. Gene Ontology annotation, molecular function: lipid binding. The record is from RefSeq and is a predicted model, not a curated record. NCBI's taxonomy places the organism in Eukaryota, Viridiplantae, Streptophyta, Magnoliopsida, Solanales, Solanaceae. The coding region runs from base 218 to 1336 and encodes 372 amino acids. The transcript has 10 exons.
AAAUCUCACCUUUAGUCCAUUUUUCAACUUAAUUGAGUCUCAAGAUACAAUCUUUUAGCUAUUUUCUUUCUUUCAAGAAUUCACCUUUUAGGAAAAAAAAAACUCCAAAAACAGAUUAACAAUCCCACUUUUUUUUUUUUUUUUUUUUUUUUGUUCUUUUCAAUAUUUUUCAGUUUACUAGCUCACAAAAAUAUUCAAGAACAAGUGGGAAUAAAAGAUGUCAUUUAUAUUAGGGGUUGUAAUUGGAAUAGUAUUUGGAGUUGGUAUAAUAGUUGCUUUUCUUAAAUCUGAAAAUGCUCGAGCCAAACAACGUAUUGAUCUGGCUAGUGGAAUUGCUGCAUUUGCUAGGAUGAAAGUGGAUGAUUCAAGAAAGAUCUUCACACCUGAACAAUACCCUUCUUGGGUUGUUUUCUCAAAUCAACAAAAGUUGACGUGGCUAAAUUCUCAUUUUGAAAAGCUCUGGCCAUAUGUGGAUGAGGCAGCGUCAGAACUAGUAAGGUCAAGUGUGGAGCCAAUUUUGGAACAAUAUAGGCCAGUAAUUUUGGCGUCAUUGAAAUUUUCAAAGUUCACUCUUGGUACAGUUGCUCCACAAUUCACAGGGAUUUCUAUUAUUGAAGAUGGAAGUGAGGGUAUUACUAUGGAACUAGAGAUGCAAUGGGAUGGGAACCCGAGCAUAAUACUCGAUAUCAAGACUUAUGUUGGUGUAGCAUUACCAGUGCAGGUAAAAAACAUCGGGUUUACCGGUAUUUUCAGGCUCAUCUUCAGGCCACUUGUUGAUGAGUUUCCUUGCUUUGGAGCUGUAUGUUAUUCUCUAAGGCAGAAGAAAAAGCUGGAUUUUACUCUUAAAGUAAUUGGUGGUGACAUGACAGCCAUUCCUGGUCUUUCUGAUGCAAUCGAGGGAACUAUCCGGGACGCUAUUGAAGACUCUAUCACAUGGCCGGUUCGAAAAGUUAUUCCCAUUUUACCUGGGGAUUAUAGUGACCUUGAACUGAAGCCUACCGGAGUAUUGGAGGUGAAACUCGUUCAAGCAAAGGAGUUAACAAAUAAAGACCUCAUUGGAAAAUCUGAUCCUUUCGCUGUACUAUAUGUACGCCCUCUACGAGAUAGAAUGAAGAAGAGCAAAAUAAUAAACAACGAUUUGAACCCAAUCUGGAAUGAGCAUUUUGAGUUUGUAGUUGAAGAUCCACUGACACAACACUUGACGGUAAAAAUCUAUGACGAUGAAGGGUUUCAGUCAGCUGAAUUACUUGGAUGUGCUCAUAUCCGUUUGAAUGAACUUGAGCCCGGUAAAGUGAAGUUAAUGAAAGGUGCAUCAUUAAUUUCUUUGAAGCUUUAA